AUUUUCUUUCACUAAAAUUCGAGUCGGUAAAUCAUGGAAUGCGGUGAGGCUGCGGCGGAUGACGACGGCCGGGAGCUGGAGGCGGCCGAAGCCCUCGCGGGGUUGGCGCAGCAUGUGGCUGUUUCACAGAUAUGGAGUAUACUAAACUCAUUCCAUAGUCCCACAUUUGUGUUUUCGCUGCUUAUUCAUCAAAGCCUCUGGUAGUUGCAUCUCGUAUUUCGAUCCCAACCUGUGCACCUCUUAAGUCUUCUCCUUUACAUCAGGACCAGCUAGUAGCUGAUUAUGCACCUUUGAAGAUUACAAGUGUCCGACGUAUUCCCACAGAGCAGUGCAGCAAAAGUCAUCGUAUGAAUCCUGUGAUAGAGAAGAUGAGGCGGAAACUCACCGAGGCCGAGAAGGAGGAAAGGAAGCUUCGCCAUAUAAUGGCCAAUAGAGAAUCUGCUAGACAGACAAUUCGACGCAAACAGGCCAUGCAUAUGGAGUUAAACAAGAAAGCAGCCGAUGAGUUGGAAGAGAACGAGAACUUGAAGAAGCGAAAGGAGCUGAUGCUGGAAGCUUUCAAUUCUUUAAAAGGAAGAAAUAGAUUUCUAAAAGCACACUUAGCCGAAGCGAGGAAGGCUGCAGCAGGAGUUACUGAAGAAGAAGUAGAACCAAACUCGUUUUGCUCUGCCACUGCAAUGACUCCGAUGUUUCUGCAGCAGAACCAGCCUCCGCCCUCUCUAGUCCCGUGCUUUUGGCCGCCCAUGGCCUCAACUUCAGACGCCUUCCCGUUCCAAGGCACAUCUCGUCCUCAUCCGCUUCAAUUCCCAAUGGAUACACCACCGUGUCUACAUCAAGGACAAGAACUCUCCACGGUAACACCCAUGUUUAUAGUCCCUGUCCCUUGGGUGCUACCGUUACUUGGAACAAACACUCGUUGCUGUGGCAAGUGUUCGUGCUCGGACGCUAGGAUGAGUGAAGAUAACAACAACAACAAGUCUUGUUCAAACCAGAACGCGAUGAGUGCAGAUGGCGAUCGCAGAACACACGAGCCCCCUGCUGGCAUCGUUGUGCCUGGGCUGUUCAGCCCUGUACGAUGCGUGGAGAAUCUCGACCCUCCUAGGGCUUUCCAGGUAGGUGAUCAUGUUGUUUCUGCACAUGAAACUGGCUUGUUUAGGGGGAAGUCCGAGGAUAUCAUCGUUGCCACAGAGGCGCGGAGGAGGAGGAAGGAGCUAAUGAGACUAAAGAAAGUAAAUUGAAAAAGUUUGUAUGUAUAUUCAGCUUAGACAAAGAAUUUAGAGUGGUGAGUUAUAUUUGGAAAUAAACUUGGAUGUAUCAAAUUGGUUGGAAGUCGGUUUAUUAGUUAAAGUAGGUAAAGGUUGGUGUA
Salvia splendens (bonfire salvia) is the source of this 1366-nucleotide messenger RNA. RefSeq lists its product as uncharacterized. Lineage: Eukaryota; Viridiplantae; Streptophyta; Magnoliopsida; Lamiales; Lamiaceae. The record is from RefSeq and is a predicted model, not a curated record. Gene Ontology annotation, cellular component: nucleus. The coding region runs from base 348 to 1238 and encodes 296 amino acids. The transcript is spliced from 6 exons. Gene Ontology annotation, molecular function: sequence-specific DNA binding; DNA-binding transcription factor activity. Gene Ontology annotation, biological process: regulation of DNA-templated transcription.